AUGUUUUUAACAACAGUAUUACUCCGAAAGAGAAUUCCUGGAAAACAGUGGAUUGGAAAAUACAGAUUUAGAGCGGUUACUCUUUCAAUGAAACAAGCAAUGAUCCGAAGGCUGGAAAUUGAAGCAGAGAAUGAAUAUUGGCUGAGUCGACCUUACCUGACGCGGCAACAGGAGUACAAACAUAACACAGAAGAGAGACGUGCAAGAUGGGAAGCUUACAAAAGGCUGAUGACAGCCAAGUUCCCUGAGCAUAGAUAUAUGAGUGAUCAUUUAGACCACUUAAAUGUGACAAAAAAGUGGGCAUCUUGA
Molecule: messenger RNA, 309 nt
Organism: Charadrius vociferus (killdeer)
Lineage: Eukaryota; Metazoa; Chordata; Aves; Charadriiformes; Charadriidae
Gene: MRPL57
Product: mitochondrial ribosomal protein L57
Biological process (GO): mitochondrial translation
Cellular component (GO): mitochondrial ribosome
Molecular function (GO): structural constituent of ribosome
Source: RefSeq, a predicted model, not a curated record